Molecule: messenger RNA, 859 nt
Organism: Phaethon lepturus (White-tailed tropicbird)
Lineage: Eukaryota; Metazoa; Chordata; Aves; Phaethontiformes; Phaethontidae
Exons: 7
Source: RefSeq, a predicted model, not a curated record
AUGGUCCGUGCGCAUCACGCUCAACCAUGGGGUGCUUCUCCGAGCCUUGUGGUUGGGCGAGGGCGGCAUCUUCACGGUGGUGCUGCUGAGGUCCACCACCACAGGAGGCUGUGGACAGAGUGACUCUCCCAGCCGCUGGGAGAUGCUGGGAGAUGCUUCUGGUCGUAUCCCCGGCCAGUUUGCAUCCUUUCCCCGGGAGCUGAGAGAUCUGGCAUCCAAACACCCAAACCUGGUUCUUGUGAAGCUGGACGUUGCGAAUCCCUCAGCUAUCACUGAUGCAGCAAAGAUGGUGGAGGGGAAGCUGAACGGCACGGGCUUGAACCUGCUAAUAAACAACGCCGGCAUCUACACCCCGACGGCGUCGCUGGAGACGGUAGACGCUGAAGAGAUGAUAAGGACAUACAAGACCAAUGCGGUGGGGCCGAUGCUGAUGGCCCAGGCGUUCCUGCCCCUGUUGAAGAAGGCUGCCCGGGAGAGCACAGAAAAGGGACUGAGCUGCAGCAAGGCAGCCAUCAUCAACAUCUCCACUGUCAUGGGGUCCAUCGAGAAAACUCCCGAGUCCUUCUUCAAGCCUGUCAUCUCCUACCGCUGCAGCAAGGCUGCCCUCAACAUGCUCACCAAGUGCCAGGCUCUGACCUACGGGGAAGCCGGGAUCCUCUGCGUGGCACUUCACCCCGGCUGGGUGAAAACCGACAUGGGCAGCCAGGAGGCUGACCUGACGGUGGACACCAGCGUGCGGGGGCUGCUCUCGGUGCUCCCGACCCUCUCUGAGAAACACAGCGGGACCUUGCUCAACUGGGAAGGUAAAGCUAUUCCUUGGUGACCACCCUCCUCGCGAGGGACCCCGCCGUGCCGGGGG